AUGACUGUGCUUCCCCGUCCGUCCUUGUCCUCCGACGCAUUGUACUUGUCCUUAGCGUCUGGAGCCCCCACAACCCCCAAGGACUUCGUGCACUGGUCAGUGCACUCGCACAAGGCCUCGUUUGCACUGUCAAGUGACACGACCGAAGUGACGUUUCUGCAGGCGGGGAUGUACCACGUUCAAGUGACCGGGGAGAGCCCCAACUGGUCGGGGGGGCUGGGGCUGUGGCUGAGACUGAACGGCGCGUACGUGGCCCUGACGUCGUUCCAUCAGCAGGGCGACACAAGCUGCUUCGCCCAGCGCCUCUUCUGCCCCAAGGGAACCACGCUCAAGGUGUACUCGAGUCUCGCGGCACCCAUCCUUAUCGGGGCGACCUUGUCGGCCGUGCUCAUUGGGGCAUCCCCCUAA
Aphanomyces astaci is the source of this 408-nucleotide messenger RNA. RefSeq lists its product as hypothetical. The coding region runs from base 1 to 408 and encodes 135 amino acids. NCBI's taxonomy places the organism in Eukaryota, Oomycota, Saprolegniomycetes, Saprolegniales, Verrucalvaceae. The record is from RefSeq and is a predicted model, not a curated record. The transcript has a single exon.